AUGAAUAUAUAUCUUAUUGUUACAUUUUUAACCAACAACUGCGAAUAUAACCAAAUUUUAUUAAAGUCUUCAACUACUAUUGUACAAGAAGUUUAUGCUUCAAUUUUAGAAAGUAUUCUUGGUUUACCAAUUCCAGAAAUGAGAUUAUUGGAAUUCUCUGACCAAGAAUUUGAUGAAAUGUCAACAUCUCUUUUAAAUGCAUCAAAAUCUAACGAGUCGCUUUACGAUUUUAUCAAAUUGGAGUUAUCAAAAUCUUUUUUCUUUAUUAUGGAAUACAUACCUUAUGGAAAAACUUUUAAAGAAUUAAAUCAUAAAGAAUAUUUCUCAGGAAGUACUGGUGAAAAGAAACUAAUGCAACUUGGACAAAUAAUGGCUUUCGAUAUUUUUUGUAAUAAUUGGGAUAGACUACCUUUGAUUUGGAUGGAUAAUGGUACAAAUUUUUCAAACAUAUUAUUUUUCGACACUCCAUCCAAAGAAGGAUGGUAUUUUUUAUUAAUAAAUUCAAAUAUGACAUGUAUAGGAAAUAACAACCCAAUAUCAAAUAGUAAUAAAAAAUAUAUUGCAAGGAUCAAGUCAUUGGUAUAUUCAAUCUUCAGAAACCCAUCAGUAGAAUCAACCCAGGUAAAGAAAAUGAGGGAAAUAAUAUCAAAGUACUAUAAAAUAAAUUUAUCAUCAUCAAGUGGUAUCCUAUUACAGAGGGGUAUUCUUCAUGGUAUUCAGCUAAUAGUUAACAAAAUAACCCCAUCAAUAUUAAAAGAUACAAAAGAGAAAUUAAAACAUCUCAUAAAAAUAGAUUUUAAUUCAAUUUGGAAAAAGGGUAUAGAAUCAAUAUAUUUACCUUUUUUAUUGGACGUAUUGGAAAACUUAAAAAAUCAAAGUUUUUAA
Molecule: messenger RNA, 885 nt
Organism: Dictyostelium purpureum
Lineage: Eukaryota; Evosea; Eumycetozoa; Dictyosteliales; Dictyosteliaceae
Exons: 2
Coding region: 1-885 (294 amino acids)
Source: RefSeq, a predicted model, not a curated record